AUGGAAGAAGACUUGUUCGACGUCUUUGAUGGCCCAUCCGAGCCAGUGGAACUGAGCACGAGCGCGUCCAAAAGAGCCCACUCAGAAGACUCCGAUGGAGAUUCGAAGAAGACCAAGAUCCAUGAUGACGAGAAGUCCAAAUCUGUAUCUAAGCCAGCAGGAGGUGAAGGAGCUGCAGCACCAGGCGUAGCACCAUCGGAUGCUGCAUCAAACACACAAAAACCCAACGCAGACGACAUUUACGAUAGAAACCAAGAACCAGUGCCUGUAGAAUUAGCAGACGAAGUGGAGACGGAAGCGACCCGUGAAGUGGCAGCAGCAGCAGGCUUAUCGGGCAGUGUAGAAGAUGGUGAUGCAGCUGGUCAGAUCUCCCUCAAUCACCAGGUUAGGCAUAGGGUUGCCCUGCCUCCCAACUACCCAUAUGUGCCUAUCUCGCAACACGUACCCGCCGAAGAACCCGCAAGAGCUUAUCCGUUUACCCUCGAUCCAUUCCAGCGCGUAUCGGUCAAUUCGAUAGAGAGAGACGAGUCCGUCCUUGUCUCAGCUCACACUAGUGCCGGUAAGACGGUUGUUGCAGAGUAUGCCAUUGCGCAGUGUUUGAAGAGAGGCGAGAGAGUUGUAUACACCUCUCCAAUCAAGGCACUCUCCAACCAGAAAUAUCGUGAAAUGUUGGCAGACUUUGGUGAUGUCGGUCUCAUGACUGGUGAUGUCACCAUCAAUCCUUCAGCAAGUUGCUUGGUCAUGACGACUGAAAUUCUAAGAUCAAUGCUGUACAGAGGCUCAGAGAUAAUGCGCGAGGUAUCCUGGGUUAUAUUCGACGAGAUUCACUACAUGCGUGACAAAGAGAGAGGUGUAGUCUGGGAAGAGACUAUUAUUCUCCUCCCACACAAGGUCAGAUAUGUUUUCUUAUCAGCGACAAUCCCCAACGCACACGAAUUCGCUGCGUGGGUGUGUCACACGCACAAUCAACCAGUGCACGUCGUAUACACCAACUACAGACCCACUCCUCUGCAGCACUACCUCUUCCCGGCUGGCGGAGAGGGCAUACAUCUCGUCGUCGAUGAGAAAGGUCAGUUUAGAGAGGAGAACUUUGUCAAGGCAAUGGGUGCGCUCAUGGAUGCCGGCGGUGAAGCCCCCGCUGAUGCUGCAAAGGGCGGUAAGAAUGGAAAGAAGGGCGCGAAGAAGGGCGCUGGCAAUAAAGAUCAGUCUGAUAUUUACAAGAUUGUUAAGAUGAUUAUGAUGAGGAAUUACAAUCCCGUUAUCGUCUUCGCGUUUAGUAAGAGAGAGUGUGAAAACCUUGCGUUGCAGAUGUCGAAAUUGGAGUUCAACAGUGAUCAAGAACGUGAUAUGGUCAGCAAGGUCUUCAACAAUGCCAUAGCUAAUCUCAAUGAUGAGGAUAAGAAUUUACCUCAGAUUCAGCAGAUAUUGCCGUUGUUGAGACGUGGAAUCGGUAUUCAUCACGGUGGUCUUCUUCCAAUCCUGAAAGAAACAAUUGAAAUUCUGUUCCAAGAGGGUCUUUUGAAGGUGCUAUUCGCAACUGAGACUUUCUCUAUCGGGUUGAAUAUGCCUGCAAAGACAGUAGUAUUCACCAACGUCCGCAAAUUUGACGGCAGGGAUUUCAGAACCUUAACAGGGGGUGAAUAUAUCCAAAUGUCAGGCCGUGCAGGUAGAAGAGGGCUUGAUGACAGGGGAAUAGUUAUAAUGAUGUGUGACGAGAAGCUCGAGCCAACAAACGCGAAAGGAAUGGUGAAAGGAGAAGCCGAUAGACUGGAUUCGGCGUUCCACCUCGGGUAUAACAUGAUACUCAAUCUAAUGCGCGUCGAGGGUAUUUCACCUGAGUAUAUGCUCAACCGUUGUUUCUACCAGCACCAACAAACGCAGUCUGUCCCCCAGCUCGAGAAAGAGUUAAAGGAGAUGGAAGCACAGCGAGAUGAACUCGUCGUGCCUGAAGAGGGGGCUAUUACGGAAUACUACAACCUCAAAAAGCAACUGGAAGAUUUUAGCAGUGAUAUACGCCAAGCGCAGAACCUGCCAACUUACGCACUGCCGUUCCUCCAGCCUGGUAGACUAGUUAAAGUGAAGCACCACGAGAUGAAUUUCGGCUGGGGUGUUGUUGUGAAUUACAACAAGCGAGUUGGACCAGCCAAAAAACCACUACCAGUGGACACCAAACCACAGGACACAUAUAUAGUAGAUGUGCUGCUCAAUUGUGCAGCUGGAUCUAGUGUACCGAAAGACCGCAACUCGAAUAACGCAGACCAAUCUCUCACUUUCAGACCAUGUGCUGCUGGAGAAAAGGGUGAAGCUAUGGUAGUGCCAGUGUUACUGUCGACGUUGGAUGGUGUGAGCCAUAUCAGACUAUUCCUUCCAAAGGACCUCAGACCAGCUCAAGCAAAGGAGCAGGCGUACAAGAGUGUGCGAGAGGUCCAGAAGCGUUUCCCGAAAGGUGUCGCCAUGCUCGACCCUGUUGAGAAUAUGAAUAUCAAGGAUGAAGGCUUUACCAAGUUGAUUAACAGAGUAGCAAUCCUCGAGAAGAAGCUCAAGGAGAACAAGCUAUACUCUGACGAACGCCUUGAAGGGAUAUACGCUAGUUAUGAGAAUAAAUUGAACCUGAUCAAUAAAGUUAAGGAGACUAAGAAGAGGAUACAGACUACGCAAGAUGUGAUACAGCUGGAUGAACUUAAGUGUCGCAAAAGAGUGCUUAGGAGACUUGGGUUUACUUCCCAGGCAGAUGUUAUAGAAAUGAAGGGUAGAGUGGCAUGUGAGAUUAGUACUGGGGAUGAAUUGCUCCUGACGGAGAUGAUAUUUAAUGGUGUUUUCAAUCAACUCUCACCCGAACAAUCUGCAGCCGUUCUUUCAUGUUUCGUGUUUGAUGAAAAGUCAGAGGCUAAUCAGACACUCGACAAUGAUUUGAAAGCACCUCUACAUAUUCUGCAAGAAGGUGCUAGGAGAAUAGCCAAGAUAUCGUUGGAAUCAAAGUUGUCAUUUGAUGAGGAGGUCUACGUACGAUCAUUUAAGGUGGAGUUAAUGAACGUAGUUAUGGAGUGGUGUAAAGGCAAGUCAUUCGCGCAUUUAUGCACACUCACGGAUGUGUUCGAGGGAUCCAUCAUUAGAGCUUUCAGGAGAUUGCAAGAACUUCUCAGACAAAUGUCGUCAGCAGCUAAUGCUAUUGGUAACAACGACCUUAAGGAGAAGUUUGAUAAGGCACUCGAGUUGGUCGAUAGGCCAAAUUCAGUUGUCUCGUGUCAGUCGCUGUAUCUUUAG
This is a messenger RNA of Wallemia ichthyophaga EXF-994, 3264 nucleotides long. Its product is annotated as ATP-dependent RNA helicase mtr4. The transcript has 4 exons. Gene Ontology annotation, molecular function: ATP binding; RNA binding; RNA helicase activity. Gene Ontology annotation, cellular component: nucleus. NCBI's taxonomy places the organism in Eukaryota, Fungi, Basidiomycota, Wallemiomycetes, Wallemiales, Wallemiaceae. The record is from RefSeq and is a predicted model, not a curated record. Gene Ontology annotation, biological process: RNA catabolic process; maturation of 5.8S rRNA. The coding region runs from base 1 to 3264 and encodes 1087 amino acids.